GCUAUGAAUCUCUCAUUCAACAUUCGCACAUUGUCUGCACUCCUUGGAUCAACCUGUGUAUAAAGCUCAUAAGCCUCAAUCAGCCUUUGCAAAAAAACUUUCCGGACUUUCAUCUGCUUCCUGCAUCACCAAAGAAGGCUUCGACAUAUUCACAGGAGGCUUUCCAGCCUUGCGAAGAGCCUCCACCACUAGAUUCUGAGAUUCCUUUAACAAAAUCAUAUGUGCUGGAUUUUGUGCGUUCCAUUCAGGGUCCUUUUCUGGUGCCCUGGCUUCCAUCUCUGGCUGUAUAUCCCGCACAGCUGGCAACCUAUCCUUCAAGCACUGCCUAACAGCAGCCUUCCACUUCUCCCUUUUCCUCAGGAGUCAACAAAGUAUCUAACAACUGUUGCACAUCCUGCCACGUUCUCUUUACUUACUUCUCCCCUCACAUUUACAGAGAGACCUUCCAAAUCCCUUCCCUCCUUGGGGGCUGACAGCCUCCCCUUUGUUUCUGCCUCACAACUGGCUGCAUGUCCCCAGGCACAGCAGAAGCAGUCAGCCCAUCCCCAGACACAGCAGCUGCUGCAGCCGGCAAGGGGGCACCUUUAUCUCUUUCUUUACAUCUGAUACCUUAGUUUCUAAAAUCUGCACAUCCCUAACUCUUUUAGUCUCAACCUGAAGCUUUUUUUUUUUUUUUAGAUCUAGCCACACACAAACGAACCAUUUCAGCCUGACAUUGCAAUAAGUCAUCUGCCUGCCCUGCUACUGCAAUUGCUUUCACUAUUAGGAAAUUUCUUCUCAGUUCUAGGUGGCUUUUCUCCUCGAUCAGUUUCCAUCUGUCGCUUCUUGUCCUGCCGUUCUUCUCCUAUGUCUUAAGUCUCCAGGCCUUUGAUCAUUACAUUGGCCUCUCUGAAUUGGCAAGUCUGAGUUGCUUCGAGGCCCCGCCCUUUCCUGUCAGCGAAAGUGAAAGUGGGAAUCAGAGAGGUCACACCCUCACCCUAGCCAGGCUGCAAGAAGACUCCUUGGGCAGCUUCCUAGCCCGAAUCUGGCAACGGGGCUUGUCACAGCUUAGGCAGCAGCUGCAAACGAAGGGGAAGGUAAGGGGACUCAGAUAUUAGGAAAUUUCUUCUCGGUUCUAGGUGGCUUCUCUCCUCGAUUAGUUUCCAUCUGUUGCUUCUUGUCCUGCCUUCUGCUGCUUUGGAGGAUGGGUGGACCCCCCGCUCUUCUUUGGGGCAGCCCCUCAAAUACUAGAAUUCUGCUAUCAUGUCGCCCCUUUCUUUAUGUUCUUUACGCUAGCCAAACCCAAGUCCUGCAGCCGUUCUUUUUGUAAGUCUCCAGGCCUUUGAUCAUUAAAUUGACAAGUCUGAGUUGCUUCGAGGCCCCGCCCUUUCCUGUCAGCGAAAGUGAAAGUGAAAAUCAGAGAGGUCACACCCAGACUGCAGGAAGACUCCUUGGGCAGCUUCCUAGCCCGAAUCUGGCAUCGGGGCUUGUCACAGCUUAGGCAGCAGCUGCAAAGGAAGGGGAAGGAGCAACACGCAGGAGCUGAGCCUGGCCAUGGCUGAAAACAUUGUGGAGACCCCAGCCCUGGGCCGCCCCUUCCAGCUGGGGAUGCUGUACGACUGCCGCACGGAUGUGCUCAUCCCAGGCGUCACCCUUUGGGACUACAGCUCUCUGCAGAAGGACCUGACCAUCAAGCCUCAGCCCAAGACGGAAUCGGAAAUCAUUGCGUCCGACAGCAUUGAUGACAAGGCCUCCGCCCUGGACAUUUCAGGAUCCCUCAAGGCCAGUGUCCUGGCAGGGCUGGUUGAAGUGGGAGGGUCAGCUAAGUAUCUUCAUGAUACCAAGAAGUCCAAGCAACAGGCCAGAAUCACCGUUCAGUACAAAACCACCACCAGGUAUGAGCAGCUGACAAUGAGCCAUCUCGGAAUCCAGAACGUUUCCCAUCCAGGAGUCUUUGAGCAUGGGACAGCCACUCAUGUGGUCACCGCCAUCCUCUAUGGAGCCCAGGCUUUCUUCGUCUUUGACCAAGAGGUUUCUUCAACAGAGAUGAUAAAAAAUAUAGAAGGAAGUCUCCGGGUUACAGUCACGAAGGAAAUAUCUAUCGGAGGAGGAGCAGAGGUCAAAUACAAUGAUGAGGACAAAGAGAAUGCUCUGAAGUUCAGGUGCAAGUUCCAUGGAGAUUUUUCUCUGGAGAAAAAUCCAGUCACUUUCCAAGAUGCCAUGAAAGUUUACGAAACUCUACCGAAAAUGUUAGGGAAAGAUGGGGAGAAGGCUGUUCCUGUGCGGGUCUGGCUCUACCCGCUGACCAAGCUCGACACCAAAGCAGCUAAGAUGGUCCGUGAGAUCAGCCUAGAAUUGGUCUUUGAUGCUGAGAAAAUCUUGGAGGAACUCAACGAAAUCCAGAUGCAAAGCAAUGAUCUAGCCAACGAUCCCAUUGCCGAGACCUUCCCUGAGAUCAAAGAGAAGAUCCAGCAGUUCAAGGAUCUGUGCAAGCAAUAUAGGCAAACUUUCCAGAAACAGCUGGCCAGAGUGUUACCUUCCAUCCGGGGAGGAGGGCAGGAGGAAGGGACCCUGGUGGACAUCUUGACGUCCAUCAACCGGUCACCCUUCAAUAGCCAAAGACUCCGUGAAUUUCUAGACACCAAGAAAAGAGAAAUUAACUUUGUCAAAUCUUUUCUGACUAUUUUAAAUAAGAUACAAAUUAUCUCAUCUCAGAACAAGUUGGAAGAAAUAGUUCUCGACCCUCAGAAUGGAUACGUGGUCUCCUUUAUAUUCACUUCUUUACACGAAGAGGAGCCGUUUCUCUUGAGCUUAUGGGACAAGCUUCAGGAGCGAUUCUUGCAAGAAUCAGCUAAGUCCACCAGAUCCACUCCUGGGGUGAAGAAAGGCAAGGCCUGGUUUGAGGACCAGGAGAAGACCCACAAUGCUCGCCAAGCGGCCAAAUCCAUGAAAGACUUUUUCACUGUCAACCAAUCGAAUGAGAAGGUCCGCUUUGUCGUGGCCUCACUCCCAGAUGUGGAGACCCCAGGAGCCUCCAUUUACCUUUAUGAAGACAGAAGCCUGGUCAGCAAGAAUUUGAGUUGCCCUCAAAACCUCUCCCUUUGCAGAUUACUGAACGGAGACAUAACAGCAUUCAGCUGAAGUUUCAGCCAGCUGAAUAUGGAAAGGCUGCCAU
Messenger RNA from Crotalus tigris (Tiger rattlesnake), 3154 nucleotides. RefSeq names its product stonustoxin subunit alpha-like. NCBI's taxonomy places the organism in Eukaryota, Metazoa, Chordata, Lepidosauria, Squamata, Viperidae. The record is from RefSeq and is a predicted model, not a curated record. Bases 1534 to 3120 code for a protein of 528 amino acids. The transcript is spliced from 3 exons.